GCAUCGUCUGCACGCAGCGAAUCAGCGACCUUGAAUAAUGCACAACAUUUAAAAGUGUGUCAGUGUGCUUGUGUAUAAUAAAUUAUCGGUACAUUUCACGAUACAUUAUUUAGUUACAAAAUAAACAAAAUACCAAACAUCAAACGAUAUAAGUUCUGUUAAUACAUACAGUGUGUAUGAUUGUAUCAAAAGAAUGGAGUUUGAACUGUUUUGUUUUGUUUUAGCAAUGUUUUCACUCUACAUUUUAUUCAGUAAACGAAGGAAAGGAAAUGGUAAAGUGCUUGUCGGACCAAAAGGUCUGCCUAUACUUGGAAGUAUCUUGGAAAUUGAUGAUGAGAACAUGCAUUUUAAGUUAUCAGAAUAUGCAGAGCAAUAUGGUGAAAUAUUCCAAGUUAAACUACUUUUUGAUGAUUUUGUAGUGUUGAAUAGUGAACGGGUUAUUAGAAAAUGUUUCGGAAGUGAUAAAUACAAGCACGUGUUUAAUGAUCGAUCAGAGAUGUUUUACGGGAAGCACUUUGCUUGUAAUAGCAAAGCUUUAAGUUAUGUAAUUGACGGGACCGGACAGUUUCACAGAACUGCAAGGAAACAUGUCACGCAAGCUCUGCAUGCAUAUGGCUGUGGACUACAUGAUUUAGAGAAUAAUGUCAUGACUGAAUUAUCUCGUCUUCAAACGAACAUUGAGGAGACGCACACAUUUGAAUGUGUUUCUACGAUUCUUCACUCUAUUUCAAAUGUUCUGUCUCUUAUGUUGAUUGGUGAACCAGUUUUAGACGAUGAAAAAGAAAAGAACAUGUUCGUGGAUGAAAUACACGUUGAAGACUUUUUUCUGAAUUCUUAUGUAAACUUCAUAAUGUCAGUUUUUCCAUUCGCACGAUACAUACCUGGAAGGUACAGAACAGAAUUUCUAAAGGCAAAGACUGUCAAUGCCAAAAUUGUAAAGAAAUAUUUUCACGAUGUGAAGACCACAUUUGUUAGAGGACAAGUUCGUGGUAUCGUAGAUGUAUUUCUUGAGGACCAAAUUCAGCAAACGGAAUCUGGAGAAGAGGUUUUCUUUACGGACGAUAAUAUUAUAGCGCAAGUGACUGACAUUAUAGAUGCGGGAAUCACAACAACUUGGUCAGUUCUUUCAAACACAAUGCUCAUAUUGCUAAAUCAUCCACAAUAUCAGAGGCUGCUCCAGAAUGAGAUUGACAGGGAAAUUGGAAGAGAACGACUUCCGACAUUUAAGGACAGAAAUAAUUGUACAUUUUUCAAAGCUUUUGAGAUGGAAGUCCAUAGAUACAUUCCCGUUGCCCCGCUUAUGUUACCCCACAAAUGCAAAACAGACGUAGACUUUGAAGGAUAUGAUAUUUCUAUGAACAGUACAAUAAUUGGGAAUAGUUGGUAUGUGCACCACAACACGGACAUUUGGGGAGAUCCAUGGAUAUUUCGGCCAGAGAGAUUCUUAGACGAACAUGGAAAUUUGCUACCGCCUGAACACACAUUGAGAAAGAACUUGAUACCCUUUGGGAACGGAUUGCGUCAAUGUCCUGGAGAGGCCUUUGCAAGAACGCGUUAUUUUCUGUAUGUCAGUAAUCUAUUGCAGCGCUGGUGUUUUGAGUUUCCCGAAGGAAAGCGCAUCUCGUGUGAUCCGAGACUUUCCGAGAACUUUGAUAUCAGUGUUGUGAUAAGACCAAAACAAUUUUACUGUUAUGCAAAGGAACGAAUAUAAACGACCAAAACCAUUCUACUGAUAUAUUAAGGAGCGAAUAUAAACAAAUGGUUGUUGAACGAUUUAUAUAUAUUGCUUCAUUAAAAUGGGUUCAUUUAUUACAACAAAUAUCAUAGUAACUGCUUUAAACUACUGUAAACAAUAAUAGUUGUCAUUUAUUCAGUCGUUACGCUACAGACGCGUGUUUCUUAGUUCUAGAAUAAUGUAUUUUAAAUGUAUUUAGAAACGUCUUUUGCAUACUAAAUCUGUAUUUCUAGAAUAUCCACAGGUCAUAGAAGUCUAUCCACAUUGUCUUCAAAGCCAAAACAUCAAUCAUCAAUGAAAAAU
Messenger RNA from Ruditapes philippinarum (Manila clam), 2038 nucleotides. RefSeq names its product cytochrome P450 1A5-like. Gene Ontology annotation, molecular function: heme binding; oxidoreductase activity, acting on paired donors, with incorporation or reduction of molecular oxygen, reduced flavin or flavoprotein as one donor, and incorporation of one atom of oxygen; iron ion binding. The record is from RefSeq and is a predicted model, not a curated record. Gene Ontology annotation, biological process: xenobiotic metabolic process. Lineage: Eukaryota; Metazoa; Mollusca; Bivalvia; Venerida; Veneridae. Bases 194 to 1711 code for a protein of 505 amino acids. Gene Ontology annotation, cellular component: cytoplasm; intracellular membrane-bounded organelle. The transcript has 6 exons.